AUGUCUUUUAAAUCAUUAAUCCAGUCACUUUCGUUGGAGGAGAAGGUUUCCCUAUUGGCGGGCGACUCCUAUUGGCGGACCGCUAGUUUACCGGAUCAUGGAAUCAAGGCAAUCAAGUAUAGCGAUGGUCCCAACGGCGUUCGUGGGGAGUCUAUUCACGCCUCAACCAAAGCAACGUGUUUUCCAUGCGCGGCCUGCGUCGGAUCAACGUUCAACACCAAUCUUGCCCUCCGAAUGGGACAGGGAAUCGGUCAAGAAUGCAACACGAAAAAUGUCGGUCUUCUUCUUGGACCUACAGUGAAUUUGCACCGGUCGCCUCUAGGAGGCAGGAACUUUGAAGCUUACUCCGAAGACCCAACUCUUUCCGGGCUGUUGGGUGCUGCUUUUGUCAAUGGAGUUCAAUCCCAGGGCGUUUCGGCAUGUCCUAAGCAUUUUGUCGGAAAUGAAUGUGAAACCAACCGGAAAACUUCGAACACGAUCGUUGAAGAGAAGACUCUCCGAGAGCUGUACGCGUAUGCAUUCCAACUGCUGUUGAAGAACUCCAAUCCCUGGGCCAUCAUGACCUCGUAUAACCUCGUCAAUGGCGUUUUCAUGUCAGAGAAUGAGACAAUUCUACAGGACGUGCUCCGAAAGGAAUGGGACUUUGAGGGAGCCAUAGUCUCCGAUUUUGAGGGCGUAUACGCAACAGUUCCUUCAGUGCUGGCAGGUGUUGCCCUCGAACUACCGGGCCCUGCUCGGUUCCGGGGAGAUCACCUUUUGAAAGCUGUUCAAAAGGGCCAAAUUCCCGAGUCCCAAAUUGACUCCUUGGUGGAAGAUGUGGUUAUUCUGGCAUCAAAGGUGGGUGGUAAGGGCGAUGAUGGACCAGAGAAAGACAUUUCCCCAGACGAAAAUACCGCUGCAUUAGUGCGACAAAUUGCAAAUGAGGGAAUUGUUUUGCUGAAAAACGAAUCCAACACACUUCCAAUAUUGCCACAGACAAAUCCGAAAAUUGCAGUUUUUGGAUCCCCAGCAACCACACCAAUCAUUCAUGGAGGUGGUAGUGCAUCGUUGACUCCUUCAUAUGUGAUCUCUCCGCUAGAGGCACUUGAAAGGAGGUUUGGCAAAGAAAACAUCAAAUAUCAUGCCGGAGUACCUAUCUUCAAGAAGAUCCCGUCUGCUCCACUAUCAUUGAUGGCAACAGAAAGGGAAGGAAAGCCCGGGGUGGACUGCUACUGGUAUAAUGGAUGGACAUUCGAAGAGAAUCAAGUACACCACGAAGUGCUGGAAGCAACACAAACUCUGGUGAUCGAAUCCCGCAUUUCGGAGCUUGCCUCAAAGCACUGCAGCCGCAUGAGGUUUGUCCUCCGACCUAAGACAACAGGCAUCCACACAUUUGGGGUGACAGCAUGCGGAGAGAGUGUCCUCCGUGUUGAUGAUGCUAUAGUCUUGAAGCACGGUGGCUUCAAGGAUUGCCGAGUUGAAUAUGUGAUGCAGGCCGGUGAUUAUGAAGUCCGAGCCAGCCUCGCAAUGAAAGCCGGGCAAGAGUACCACGUCACAGUCGACACGCUCUCAACAACGGCUCCGGUCCCGUCUCCAAUCUUCAAGAUUACCCCCCAAGCCACGCGGGUUGGAUUUUACGAAAAUCUUGACAGUCCGAUCGGGGAAGAUAUGCUGCAGCUUGCGGCAGAAAGCGAUGUUUCGAUCAUAUUCACCGCAAACAACAAAGAAUUCGAGUCCGAAUCAUUUGACCGCAGUUCAUUGUCGCUAUCACCUCUUCAGGAUGAAAUGAUUCGCGUGGUUGCUGGCGCAGCACAAAAAUCAGUCCUGGUUAAUCAGACUGGCUCGCCUAUAUCCAUGCCGUGGAUCGAAGACGUGAAUGCCAUUCUUCAAUGCUGGUAUGCGGGUCAAGAAGUGGGAAAUGCUCUGGCGGAUCUGAUUAGUGGUGACUUGAGUCCUUCGGGCAAGCUCCCUGUCACAUUUCCUCGGCGUAUCGAAGAUUCUCCGUCUUUCGAGAACUUUCCAACGGAUCAUGAGUUGAGAAUUCGAUACGAGGAGGGACUGGAGAUGGGAUAUCGUGCUCGGAACAAGCCGUCUCCGCUAUUUCCUUUUGGAUUUGGACUUUCGUACACCAAUUUCAGGUGUACUGAGUUAGUAAUUCUGAAGUCGGCUGGCAGCUCGUCAGCGGGUGAAUUGAUUGUUGCAACAACAGUUACUAAUAUUGGGUCUGUCGCUGGAAGAGAGGUGGUGCAGAUUUACGUUGGCGGCAUCUUGAAGGCAUUUGAUGGAGUAACGCUGAACCCGGGAGAAAGUCAGGCCGUUGAAGUCUCUUUGGACAAGUAUGCCUUCAGUGAGUGGGACCCUAACCGGAGGUCGUGGGUUGUGAAGGCUCGGGAUUACACUGUUGAGUUACGACAGGACGCCAACACGGUGAUAUCUUCAGCCGCUUACAAAGUUGAGAAAGAGUUCUUCUGGACUGGGCUUUAG
Penicillium verhagenii is the source of this 2463-nucleotide messenger RNA. Its product is annotated as beta-glucosidase. Gene Ontology annotation, molecular function: beta-glucosidase activity. The record is from RefSeq and is a predicted model, not a curated record. Gene Ontology annotation, biological process: glucan catabolic process. NCBI's taxonomy places the organism in Eukaryota, Fungi, Ascomycota, Eurotiomycetes, Eurotiales, Aspergillaceae. The transcript has 4 exons. Bases 1 to 2463 code for a protein of 820 amino acids.